Molecule: messenger RNA, 731 nt
Organism: Papilio xuthus (Asian swallowtail)
Lineage: Eukaryota; Metazoa; Arthropoda; Insecta; Lepidoptera; Papilionidae
Exons: 5
Coding region: 27-731 (234 amino acids)
Source: RefSeq, a predicted model, not a curated record
CAAUACUUGAACAGUGGUUUAAUAACAUGUAUAGAAAAUAUUUCUUUGUCAUCGUUCUUUGUAAUUUUGUAUUAAAGAUCAGCUCUAGUGGUUCAGACGUAGAAAGCGAUGUCUUACAAAGAAGUAGAAGACAACUGUUGUUCCCUAAUUCAACUCUCUACCAGUUAACCGUUGGCUUGGGAACACCAUCACCGGCAAAACUGAUUAACGUUAAUUGGGCUAUACAAGCUAAUUUCCAGCUUCCUUGGAACAGAUCUCAAAUACCAUUUGACAUAUUAGAAACUGAUGCUACAUAUACGGGAGUAUCAAGAAGGAAAAGAGAAUUAAACGAACCAGCAGCUCAACAGAAACAAUAUUAUCAAAACGAUGCUAAAUUAUAUCACUUCUACAAAUAUAUAGAAGAUGUUUUAAAUGGUUACGGGCACAACGGUACAUCAUGCGUUUUAAGGACUCUCUGUCAUCUGGCUGCUGAACCACUUCAUGUUGACGAUGACGAAGAUGUCCUACAUGAAAUAGCAUCAUUCGUUCUCAACCCUGAAAACGAUCGCCAUGACGACGGUUCCGUGGUCCCGGAAGCGACGCUCUACAUCGAUGCGCUCAAAGCCGAAAACGUUCAACAAUGCUUCAAUAAAUACGAUUGCUCCAUUCCCCUUAUUGAUUUAAGAAUACAUGACUCCCUGUCAAAAUAUCGUCAUGAAAAUGCUCUAGUAGUAACUGAUGUCAUGGAAUAG